Crotalus tigris (Tiger rattlesnake) is the source of this 2349-nucleotide messenger RNA. RefSeq names its product vomeronasal type-2 receptor 116-like. The coding region runs from base 1 to 2349 and encodes 782 amino acids. Lineage: Eukaryota; Metazoa; Chordata; Lepidosauria; Squamata; Viperidae. The record is from RefSeq and is a predicted model, not a curated record. Gene Ontology annotation, molecular function: G protein-coupled receptor activity. Gene Ontology annotation, cellular component: membrane. Gene Ontology annotation, biological process: G protein-coupled receptor signaling pathway. The transcript is spliced from 5 exons.
AUGUGGAAUUUUCCUAUUCACAGCUGCAAGCUCAGAGAUCCUCUUCCAAUUGUUCACAAGUAUUAUCAGUCUGGAGACAUAAUCAUUGCUGCUAUCAUAUAUCAGGUCUUCUUUCUUUCCAAUGAGAUUACUUUUCAAAGUGUUCCUUCUUAUGAUGUACUUGAUCAGUACCUGUACCUGACUCAUAAUUACCAACACACUUUGGCUCUGGCAUUUGCUGUAAAAGAGAUCAAUGAACAUACUGGAAUUUUACCCAACAUUACCCUUGGUUUCCAAAUUGCAACUGACAAUCAUGAGGAAAUUACAACUUAUCAUUUAGCAAUGGAAUUUCUAUCUACAAAAGAUAAAUUUAUCCCCAACUACAAAUGUAAUGACCAGACCAACACAGUAGCUGUCAUUGGAGGACCCCGUUCUAAGACCUGUCUCAACAUGGCAACUAGUCUGUGCAACUACAAAUUUCCCCAGAUCACAUAUGGAUCAGCUCCAUUGAAGAAUGAUGAAAUAGCAGCAUUGUUUGUCAAAUGGAUGUUUCCAGUUGAGAUGCACCAGUAUAAUGGAAUACUACACUUACUGUUGCAUUUUGGAUGGACCUGGGUUGGGAAAGUUUGCUUUGUUGAGGAAGAUAAAGAGAGGUUCAUUCAGAAUAGUCUUUCCAUGUUUACAGAGAGAGGAAUCUGCUUUGACUUUAUAGAAAGUAUCCCUCAAAUGAUGUAUGGUAAUUUAGCUGCUGAAAUGGUGGAGGAGGCAGAUAAAUUAUACAAAGUCAUCAUGGGGAGUACAGUCAUUGCAGUGAUCUUGAAUGCUGAAAUUACAGGCCUGGUGGCUUUGAGACUAAUGAUCUAUGUUUUAGAUUCUGACAAUAUUCCAAACGAGAGAAGUACCAAAGUCUGGAUCAUGACAGCCCAGAUGGAAUUCACCUCCCUUCUUGUGCAAAGAGAAUUGCCCAUUGAUUUUCUCCAUGGUGCUCUUUCAUUUGCAAUUCAGUCAAAGGAGCUGACAGGGUUUCGAGAAUUUAUACAGAAGAGAAACCCAAACGCAGAAAAUGGAGAUGGCUUUAUUAGAGAUUUCUGGAAAGAUGCAUUUGAAUGCUCAUUCUCCAGUGAUAUUACUGAUAGGAACACUGACAGGACCUGCACUGGGGAAGAGAAGCUGGAGUCUCUUUCUCAAUCUAUAUUUGAAAUGAGCAUGACUAGCCACAGCUACAGCAUCUACAAUGCAGUCUAUGCUGUGGCACAUGCUCUAAGGCAAUUGUAUUCCUCCAAAUUCAAAGAUGGUCAAAGAGUUGAUGAGAGGAGACGGAAGCUCUUUCUUCAGUCACUAUGGCAGACAUUACCUCUUUCCAUCUGUAAUGAGAAAUGUCCCCUUGGCCAUAGCAAAAUAAAACUGGAAGGGAAAUUAUCUUGUUGCUAUGACUGUAAACGGUGUCCAGAAGGGAAGACAGCUGACCAAAGGGACUUAGAUGAUUGUUUGGCAUGUCCGGAAGAUCAAUAUCCAAACAAAGAUCAGGACAGUUGCCUUCAAAAAAUUGUAAUUUAUUUGUCCUAUCAAGAGCCUAUGGGCAGUUCUUUGGUAAUUAUUGCAGUCUUCUUUUCUGUGGUGGCAGCUUUGGUAUUGGGGAUCUUCAUUAAAAACCAGGACACUCCCAUUGUCAAAGCCAACAACAGAAACCUCACCUACAUUCUUCUCAUUGCUCUCAUCCUCUCCUUCCUUUGCACUUUGCUCUUCAUUGGGCAACCUGACCAAGUGAAAUGUCCCAUGAGACAAACAGCUUUUGGCCUCAUCUUCUCUAUAGCUCUUUCUUGUAUAUUGGGGAAAACUACCAUUGUUGUUCUUGCUUUCAUGGCCACCAAGCCAGCCUCCAAAAUGAGGAAAUGGGUGGGGAAAGGACUGGCUAUCUCUAUUGUGUUAUCUUGCUCUCUGACACAAUUCUCCAUUUGUGUAGUGUGGUUGGCAACUUUCCCCCCAUUUCCGGAUUCAGACAUGCACUCAAUGGCUGAAGAAAUUGUCCUGCAAUGUAAUGAAGGUUCAACCAUUAAUUUUUAUACUGUCCUCAGCUUUAUGGGAUUUUUGACUGCUGUCAGCUUUACGGUGGCCUUCCUAGCUAGGAAUUUACCUGACAGCUUCAAUGAAGCCAAAUUUAUUACCUUCAGCAUGUUGGUUUUUUGCAGUGUCUGGAUAUUAUUUGUUCCUACCUAUCUGAGCACCAAGGGGAAAUAUAUGGUGGCAGUGGAGAUCUUCUCCAUUUUGGCUUCAGCAGCUGGAUUACUGGUCUGCAUCUUUUCCCCAAAAUGCUAUAUCAUUAUUCUGAGGCCUGAUUUGAAUACAAAGGAGCAACUAGCAAGGAAAUAA